Messenger RNA from Candidula unifasciata, 1645 nucleotides. The record is from the annotation of a GenBank genome assembly. Lineage: Eukaryota; Metazoa; Mollusca; Gastropoda; Stylommatophora; Geomitridae.
AUGUACAACUUUACCAGCAACCUGGAGUUCAUCUCCAACAAUAACGGAAGCCUGAUUAAUCCAAAGAACAUGAAACCACUCCACAUCAAUGUGGCCUUCCUGAUUAGCGUCAGCAAUUUUGGCAGCGGGAUUUUCUAUGGAGCGGCCUUCUUCUUGGCCAUCGACGAGCUCCAACGGAUAGCAGCCAACGACGGGAUCCCAGUCACUUUCAACUGGACCUUUCGCGAUGUUGCCAACAAGGAACCUAACGCCAUCAACGAGAUGGCCAAACUGCAUUGUAAGCAGAAGGUGUCUGCUUUUAUAGGCCCUGAUGUCUACUGUAAGCCCGCUGGCCUAUUGGCGACAGCAUUCCACAUUCCAUAUAUGACGUAUAACUGUGAUGAAAACCACCACGACAUUGGGCAACACCUGAUGGUCAACGCUGAGACCUCAUUUGGCUAUGUCUCCCGGUUUAUCUAUGCCGUGCUGCACCACUACAAGUGGCGAUCCUUCUGGUUGGUGUCUGGCAACACUAUCAAGUGGCAGAAUGUGGCAAAUCUGUACGUGUUUCUGGGAGUUUACGAGUCGUUGCUGCUGUUUCUGAGGGAAAUGAAGGAAUUAGGAAUGACGGACACAGGUGACUAUGCCGUGGUUGCAGUGGAUGACAGCAACGACAUUCAGUCUGGCGAGAAAACGUAUCUGAAGAAGCAAGAGAGGCUUUCCGCAGUGAAGAAUGUUCUUAUAAUCAGACCUGAGAUGCCAGACAUCAACAGACCGGAGUUUGAGGACACAGUCUACAGUAGGAGCUUGUUGCCCCCAAUCAACCUGAAAGGGAUACCCAAAGGAGUCUUCAAACGUCCAGAUAUACCCACCCAGGCCUACCACUUGUACGAUGCCACAAUGUUCUAUGGACGAGCCGUCAUGGCACUGAUGGCCAUCCCUGGGGCAGAUCCCGAAAAUGCAACGCACAUUAUAUACUACCUUCGUUGUAACUACCACGACAGUAAUGGACAGCCACCCAUCAGUGACCCAGUGUGUGGCUUCGAUGGAAAGUUGUGUCCUAGUUCUAAACUUGCUGAAUGGAAGAUAGCCAUUAUCAUCGCUUCAGUGCUCAUCUUUGUACUCAUCAUCGUCGUUAUCCUUAUCCUCGGCAUCAGACACUACAUGUAUGAACAGAAGCUUGAGCGAUUGGCCUGGAAGAUUGAAAGGGAAGAGAUCCAAAUACUGAAUCCUGGACAGUUCCGGGAACUGAACACACCCUCGAGACCUAGGCUUACAAGAAAGAAUCUAGAGCUGACACGAGCACUCAAGAAACAGCUUCAGCUGCGGAAAGAACUCAGCCAUGAAAAUAUCAAUAGAUUCAUUGGAGCGUGUAUUGAGGUCCCUCACCUUUACAUGGUAACCCAGUACUGUCCAAGGAAAAGUUUACAGGACAUUUUGAGGAAUGAAAAUUCACCGUUGGAUGAUAUGUUUAUAACCUCCCUUGUUCAAGACCUCAUAAGGGGAAUGCACUUCAUUCACGAGUCUGAGAUUGGCUACCAUGGAAACCUGAAGUCUAGCAACUGUCUGGUGGACAGUCGAUGGACGGUAAAAAUCACGGACUUUGGCCUCAGCGCUAUCGGACCUCCACCCCUCACCACUGCUGAGGAUGAGGAGUACUUCAGAG